GAUAAAACCUGGCAACCCAGAUCAAAUUAGCUAUCCGAGCUAACAACGGCUGUGUAGCAGCUAAGUAUCUCUCCGUGUUCGUCUGCACACACAACGAAACAGCUGUAUUACAUUUACAGUGUGUUUCGGGAUUAUGUCGGGAAGUGACAAUGACUCGGUCGACUUGACCAGAACAAGCUCACCAGUUCAUCACAGAAAAAAACACAGCAUGGAGUCAUCCAGAUCUCCCAGAAGCUCCAAACACCACCAUUCACGGUCGAGGUCACGCUCCAGGGACAGAAAACGUGACAGGAAGUACAGACGGAGUCGCAGCAGGAGUAAAGAGGCACGAAAGAGGGACUCUGAGAAGCCAUCAAAAUCACACAGAAAAACAGACGAGCAGCAAGAGCAUGAGAGACUCUCAGCAGAGAACGGAGAGGAGCGGUCCAGACGCAAAGACAGGAGGCCCUCCAAGGGCCGGAGCUUGUCCAGGUCACACUCACGAGAGAGGCGGCAUCACAGCAAAAGUAAGGACAAACGGCGAUCCCGAUCACGCAGCCGGGACAGGAAGAAGAAGGCUAGGUCUCGCUCAGGUUCAAGGACCAAACACCGUCAUCAUAGCAGAAGUCGCAGUAAGAGCAGGGAGCGAAAGAAAAGGAGUGAGAAGGCGCGCAGAAAGAGUCGAAGCAGGUCUGUUAAUCCACCUGCCUUCCGGGGCCGAAACACAGCUAUGGAUGCACAAGAGGCCCUGGCCAGAAGGCUGGAGAGAGCCAAGAAACUGCAGGAACAGAAGGAGAAGGAAAUGUUGGAUAAACAGCAGCAGCAACAGCAGGAGAUAGCUGCAGUUGCCGCUCCUAUCGCAGCAGUAGCCGCUGCAGCUGCAGCUGCCACCUCAAACCCUGCGCUCAAUGUGGCUGCCCUCCUGGCCUCUGGGACCCAGGUCACGCCUCAGAUAGCCAUGGCAGCACAGAUGGCAGCUCUUCAAGCAAAAACACUGGCAGAGACUGGUAUCGCUGUGCCCAGCUACUAUAAUCCAUCCGCUGUAAAUCCGAUGAAGUUUGCAGAGCAGGAGAAGAAGAGGAAAAUGCUAUGGCAGGGGAAGAAGGAGGGGGACAAGUCCCAGACAGCUGAGUUGUGGGAGAAGCUUAACUUUGGAAACAAGAACCAAAAUGUUAAAUUCCGCAAACUAAUGGGUAUUAAAGGAGAGGAUGAAGCCGAAGCUGCCAAACCACUUAACGAUGAAGGCUUGAAGACUCUUCAAAAGCAGGAGGAGAUGUUUAGGAACCUUGACGUUCAGUAUGAGAUGGCUCGCUCUCAGACACACACCCAGAGGGGAAUGGGCCUCGGCUUCACCUCCUCAUUCUCCCGUGGAAUGGAUUCCAUCUAGUGCCAUGCGUUGGCCAUCUUUGCCACUCAUCUGAUCAUAUAGGACCACCGAUUCAUCGCUAGCCCUCAAGCUUGCAUGGAUGUUGCUCUGACUCUGUAAUUUAUUUAUAGACAAACAUCUCACGUAUUUGAACAUUAUGAUGUAAAUAGCCAGAUGCUGAGUUUGCCUCAGUGUUGAUUAAUCUGUACUGUAAUCUUUGCAAAAGGAUGCAUCAGUUUGACUGGUUGAUACUGGUUAAAAUUAGAUAUUUGUUUGAAUAAUGUGGUAGCUUUCUUUUUUUAACUCAAAUAUAUAUUAAUAUGUGAUUGUUUGAACAUAAACUGAAUAUAAUGUGGUUCAAGUGAACACUGUUUACAUCCAUUUAGUGAAAAGGCAUCUGAAGUCAAUGUAGCAUUAUCUGAACCCCACAGAGUAAUUUCUCCUGACUGGGAAAACAAACAGUGGGUUGUAAUACAUAUUGUCUUCAGGAUUACCAUGGAUAAAGAUGUGCUUGACAGGAGAAAUCACAUAGUUCAAAUGUUCUUGAAAUAAAUUAGUUUUGUGUUGAAUAAGGUUUUCAUACAUCACCUCUUUACUUAAACAUGUGGGUUCUUACACUAUGGUUCCGUUCAAUUUAAUGUUGCCAGAGCUGGGCGUUAAUUAUAAAACUUUAAAAUCAAAAUAAUAUUUGCCCAAAUCAAUUUAUAUAGCAAAAUAUCAACAGCUAAAUCAUACAGAAUUAACCUGGUGUCACGUUCUCUAGUGUGCAUUGGAUCCAAGGGUGCAACUUUGGUUUGAGAGGUCAGGGAGAACACAACAUAAGGUGUGGUUUUGGGGCUCCCUCAGGAAAAAAAAGCUAUGUGAAUCCCAUUUUCUUCAUUUCUACAUACAUUUUGGGACUAUAAACCAAAACAAAACCUGCGAAAUAAAUAAGUUGGUUAUCAUGCCAAAUCCUGCCACAAUAGUACCAAAUAUGCUACAGAGGCAUGCAAAAGUUUGGGCACCCAUGGUCAAAAUUUCUUAUACUGUGAAUAGUUAAGUCAAAGAUGAACUGAUCUCCAAAAGGUACACGGUUCAAGAUAAAACUUGCUUUCUCAACAUUUUAAGCAAAAUAAAUGUAUUAUUUUUGUUUUGUGCAAUUUUAGAGUGAAUUAGGGAAAGGAGCACCAUAGACAUUUGAGCUUUCAGACAACUUUUACCAGGGUCUCAGACCUUAAUUAGCAUGUUAGGGCUCUGACUUGUUGACAGUCGUCGUUAGGAAAGGCUAGGGAUGCAAAUUUCAAAGCUUUAUAAUUACUCUGCCUCCUAAAACCUUGUCCCGUCAAUCAGCAGCCAUGGGCUCCUCUAAACAGCUGCCCAGCACUCUGAAAACUAAAAUUGAUGCCCACAAAGGAGACAGGUAUAAGAAGACAACAAGGUGUUUUCAGGAAGCUGUCUCCUCAGUUUGUAAUGUCAUUAAGAGAUGACAAAUAACAGGAACUGUGAAGUUUAGGUCUGCUUGUAGGAUUGUUACACAGGCACAUCAGAACCCUUGUUUGACUGCGAAAGACCUGCAGGAAGAUUUACCAGACUCUGGAGUGGUGGUGCACUGUUCUACUGUGCAGUGAUACCUGCACAAAUAUGACCUUCACGGGAGAGUCAUCAGAAGGAAAAACUUUCCUGUGUCCUCACCAUGAAAUUUAGUGUCAGAAGUUUGCUUUUGAAGUUGGCUCGAUCAUACUUUGGGCUUGUGUUGCAGCCAGUGGCACGGGGAACAUUUCACAGGUAGAGGGAAAAAUGGAUUCAGUUUAAUUCCAGCAAAUUCUGGAAGCAAACAUCGCACCAUCUGUAAAAAAGCUGAGGAUGAAGAGAGGAUGGCUCCUACAACAGGACAAGGAUACCAAGCACACCUCAAAAUUCACAAUGGACAACCUCAAGAGGCACAAGCUGAAGGUUUUGACAUGGAUGACACAAUCUGUGGAUAGACCUCAAAAGAGCAGUGCAUGCAAGACGGCCCAAGGUGAAAACCUUCCAAACAAGAACUGAAAGAUUCUUAGCUGGAUACAAAAAGUGUUAAGAAACUGUGAUACUUGCCAAAGGGGGCGCUACUUAGUAGUGACCAAACUUUUGCUUUAGGCCCUUUUACUUUCUUG
Epinephelus moara (kelp grouper) is the source of this 3477-nucleotide messenger RNA. It is a transcript of the gene rsrc2, whose product is annotated as arginine/serine-rich coiled-coil 2. The transcript is spliced from 10 exons. Lineage: Eukaryota; Metazoa; Chordata; Actinopteri; Perciformes; Serranidae. Bases 134 to 1366 code for a protein of 410 amino acids. The record is from RefSeq and is a predicted model, not a curated record.